CGGAAACCAGUUAGGACACAACACCGGUACCAACAGAGCGGCCAGCUGACGGAUCACUGAGCUUGUUAGCCAGCUAGCUAGCUAGCUAGCCCAGCUGUCUCUCCAGUUCAACUGUCCUUUGUCUUUACAAGCAAGACAGCCAGCUGGCAUCGUUUCUCCUCCUGGCUAGCUGACACCGGCUUUUGACAUUUUACUUUUUUUUCGCCUGACAAGAGUUAAGCAAACCAAGAUAGGCGGCUUGGGAACCAAGAUGUCGAACCGAGUGGUGUGCAGAGAAGCAAGUCACGCCGGGAGCUGGUACUCUGCUUCGGGAUCCCAGCUGAACGCACAACUAGAAGGCUGGCUGUCCAAAGCAGAGUCCUCGAUCAGACCUGCUAGAGCCAUCAUAGCGCCGCAUGCAGGGUAUACCUACUGUGGUGCUUGUGCAGCACAUGCCUACAAGCAGGUUGAUCCCUCUGUUACUCGUAGGGUGUUCAUCCUGGGACCUUCACACCAUGUGCCCCUCUCCCGCUGUGCCCUGUCAACUGCAGAGAUCUAUAGAACACCUCUCUAUGACCUGAGAAUCGACCAGAAGGUUUACGCUGACCUCUGGAAAACUGGGUUGUUUGACCGGAUGAGUCUGCAGACAGAUGAAGAAGAGCACAGUAUUGAAAUGCACUUGCCUUACACUGCUAAAGCCAUGGAGAGCCACAAAGACGAGUUUAGCAUCGUCCCUGUGCUUGUUGGUGCCCUGAGCGAGACCAAGGAACAGGAAUAUGGGAAGCUCCUCAGCAAGUACCUGGCAGACCCUUCCAACCUUUUCAUUAUCUCAUCUGACUUCUGCCACUGGGGUCAACGGUUCCGCUACACAUACUAUGAUCAAUCUCAAGGGGAGAUCUACAGGUCUAUCGAACAUCUUGAUAAAAUGGGGAUGGGCAUUAUAGAACAGCUGGAUCCCAUGUCUUUCACCAACUACUUGAAGAAGUACCGCAACACCAUUUGUGGGCGUCACCCGAUUGGAGUGCUUUUAAAUGCUGUUGCUGAGCUGAGGAAGUCUGGUUUAGAAAUGAACUUCUCUUUCCUGAAUUACGCCCAGUCGAGUGAGUGCAGGGACUGGCACGACAGCUCCGUGAGUUACGCUGCCGGGGCUCUCAUCGCUCAUUGAGGUCGACUUUCGCAGGGGCCACUGCAGCGCCGCCCUUACUAUCUAUCGCCAUAACCUGACCCAGACACCCUCUCUCACCCCAACCCCCAGUUACGCCCACUAUUUGCAGGAAGGACCUAGACACUCAAAGCCAAUACAGUCUUCUUUCUCUGUCUUUCCCUCAGCUCUCUUCCGCCUUUCUCCACCCUCCUCUCAGUUUGAAGUGUGUCUCAGAGCUUUUGGUUGAUUUUUGCUUGAAGUGCAGUUUUGAGAUUAUGUAGGAGCAAAUGGUUAGAGGAGAUAAGGAAGAGUGCGUAUUGUUUUGGCUCGGAGUAAGCGUUGGGAGGGGGAAAUCUUAUUUUGUUUUCCUGACAAAACGAUGGAUUGGAGUUGUAAUGAUGCAAUCUUUACAUUUGAGCUCUUGGCGAUCUGUGCUCAUGUAAUUUGCCUCAGAAAAGGAAUGAAAAUAAAACUGCAGAUUUGACUGACUGCUUCAAGCUACAUGCGACUUAAACUUUCAAAACAGUGUCACAGGUAAUUACUACCAUUGCUCAACAUAUGUUGUAGUUGCUAACAAAGGGCUGCACCCAACAAAGUUCACUAACCCCCCUACUGUACAAAACCAAAAACAUUAUUACUCUGUUUAUUAAAUAUUAUCUUUUAUUCAUAUUUUAUUCCUUUUAUUUCUCCCUUUUUUAAUUAGUUUUAUUAGACGUGAUAGUAUUUACUCGAGUAGUGUGUAGAUUUGAAGAAAGCAGUGUUGUCAGUUACGCUCUAAAAGCCAUCGACAUGGUUUGCCCAAAAAAUUAAUGUGUGCAACACUGCUUCCAUGAUUCCAGUUAUAAAUAUACCUGUAGCAUUAUAGAUAUGUUUUGCGGGGGCCGACUCCAGUUGUGCUACAGAAAUCAAAGCUGGAUAUUGUGUAAAUUACUCCAACACUGACAGGUUUAGUCUUUGUUUACACUGCCACCUUGAAUCUCUGUAGGCAGGAGAAUCGAGCGAAAAUUUCUUUUUUGCUAGACUUGUAGAAAAACUCCUUUUUGUUACACAUUCAGUUCUGUAAGAGCGGCAAAACUUUUUUUGGCCUAACCAAAGUGGUAAAGGCCUAGAUGAUCUGUUUAAAGGCAUAGUUUGGAUUUAUUGAAGAGGAGUUGUAAGAGAUACUUAUCCAUAGUCAGUGUAUAACCGACAGUAGUGCCCCCAGUGUGGAGAACCAGGCAGGAAUAUGAUAACAGAAGCAAGUGGCCCACUAUAAAACAAACCCCCCCUGCUUUAUUUAAGAAAGUAUUUUGAAUAUUUUCAUCUUAGUCAGUGGACACACCUGACCAAAGAGACCUGUUUCAGACAGCACUGUUUAAGUUUAUGCUCAGAGAAUUGAAGCCCUUAUAUAUUCUCUUGUGUUUUUUGUUAUUGUGCGACUUCGAUGUUUUAAUAAUUCAUUCACCAAAGUCAUACAAUAAUACAAAUAAAUUAAAACAAUUGAGGCAGCAGUGGACCAGAAACUCCCAUGGUUUGCAAUUAAAAUGAUUGGUUUUGUCAAAGGAGUCUGGUUGCUUUGAAGAAGCAUAGACAACAGCACCAGUUUUCCAUCUGUCACUUAUGUAAAGCAAUGAAUAUAUUGUAACUAUACUACAUUUUUAGUUUUCCACAGCAGUACGUAGUUUCUGUAUCAGUAAACAUGCCUGCUUCUCCAGACUGGGUGCACACUGUUGGUAAACUACUGACUAUGGAUAAGUACCUCAUACAGCCCCACUUUAAAAACAAAACAAACUGUCCCUUUAAGUAGUUAGAACUGUUAUUAGCUCUGUUCACUAGUUAGUAAUUUACAGCUCUUUGGGUUAACACGUUUUGAUUUUAGAAUGCCAAAAGUUAUUGGGAAGAUAAGUCAUCCUUAAAGGUUAAAGGUUUCUAGUUUUGUUGCUUCUGAGUGUAUGAGAAUUCACUUCAAAAUGACUCUCGAGGCAGUCGGAGGAUAAAUUAGAUGAGGUUAGCUAAAACAAGUAAUAGAUGGGCAGAGUUUUAAGAUCAGCACAAAGUCAUAAUGCUUUGCUAUAAUAAAAUAUACCCAUAAAAAUGACAGGUGCUGCUCCCUGCUGUAUUUUUUUUUUUUUUUUAAAUCUAUGGAAUCUCUAAAAAACAAAACAUGAACGUCUGCUUUAUGAAAUGUCAAGCACGAGGAUCACAAUUAUAUACAAAAUGUUUAUUUCCUUUUUCAAAGUAAUAUGCUAUGUAGACCUGCUGCCUGAAAUAUAUGAAGUAAUAUUUUCAUAGAUUGCAUACAAAAAGCUGAAUGCAAACACCUGAUGAUUCAUAGUGGCAGUAUAGGCUUUUAAUGACAGUAUGAUAUAGGCAGCACAAAACGUCUGCUGUCCUGUUGUCUGAUAUUUGAAUAUCACUGACUGACUUUUACUGAUGCAGUCCUCUAACCACGGGCCAUCCCUCACGGCGCCAUAAGAGGUCUCACGCUUAGCGUUAAGCUACAAUAUCUGGUUGAACCAAAUGGGCACAGACUGAAAGAUGAAUUCUCAGACUCACUUGACGCUAAUUUAAGGGAAACUAGUAAAGCAUGACACACUGUGCUAUUGUGCCUUUUAUCACUGUUGCACAUAUACAUAUAAAGUGUAUUCUCACUUUUAGUCUUAUUUUAGAAUGUGUACUUUCAGUGUUUGUUUUUCCACAUGUACCCUCCUCCUCGCCCAGUGCCCGAUAAUGUUUCCAGCUCACCCAGCACUCUAGGAGUGUGUGUGUGUGUGUCCCCUCAUCUGUUGGUCUAAAAUGGCACCAACUGUUAUCUUCUUUCUCCAGCAGGGAGUGGUGUACUCUUUUCUCCACCUCACCUCAUUCCUGUAGAGAGACAAAGGCUGAACCUCAACGCUGUUCAUUUUCUGUUUAUUGAUCUUUGUUUUGUCUUUUAGAAAUGUUUUUUGUAUACAUUUUUUUUCUUGCUUAGAGAAUGGGAACUUACACGUCACAAACCUAAAAUAUACUACUUAACUACUCCCAGAAUGGAGUUUUUUUGAUCUCAGGUUCCACUGACAAAGCAUCCCAAAAGGCUCUUCAGAUAAGGCCGUGGAUUCAUGUUACAAAACAAGUAAAAUGUACUGAAAAGCA
Molecule: messenger RNA, 4234 nt
Organism: Centropristis striata (black sea bass)
Lineage: Eukaryota; Metazoa; Chordata; Actinopteri; Perciformes; Serranidae
Gene: memo1
Product: mediator of cell motility 1
Exons: 9
Coding region: 251-1144 (297 amino acids)
Source: RefSeq, a predicted model, not a curated record